AUGCUGGGUUUAAACAAGGUUCAGAGCUUACGGGCAGCCCGGAUGGAAGGCUUUGGUUCACCGGGAGGGAGACACUCAUCGCGGGCAUCGUCAUGCCAAAGCCCCGGUGCCAGUUCGCGGAUAUACUGUGCGUGUCUCCUGCUGCUGCUGCUGGUGACCCCCCGGGUGGACUCGUCAUGGUGGUACAUCGGUGCACUGGGUGCCCGUGUGAUCUGCGACAACAUCCCAGGGCUGGUGAACAAGCAGCGGCAGCUCUGCCAGCGCUACCCAGACAUUAUGCAGUCCAUCGGCGAGGGCGCCAAGGAAUGGAUCAGAGAGUGCCAGCACCAGUUCAGACACCAUCGCUGGAACUGCAGCACACUGGACCGCGACCACACCGUGUUUGGACGAGUCAUGCAGCGGAGCAGCCGUGAAGCAGCGUUUGUCUACGCCAUCUCCUCGGCGGGCGUGGUGUAUGCUCUUACCCGCGCCUGCAGCCAGGGGGAGCUCAAGACGUGUAACUGCGACCCUCACAAGCGCGGGAGAGCUAGUGACGACCGAGGAGAGUUUGACUGGGGUGGCUGCAGCGAUAAUAUUAAUUAUGGGAUAAAGUUUGCCAAAGCCUUCAUCGACGCUAAGGAGAAGACUGUUCGAGAUGCACGGGCGCUCAUGAACCUACACAACAACCGCUGUGGCAGAACUGCAGUGAAACGUUUUAUGAAGCUGGAGUGUAAGUGUCACGGCGUGAGCGGCUCGUGCACGCUGCGGACGUGUUGGAUGGCCAUGUCAGAUUUCAGGAAGACAGGCGACUACCUGAGGCGGAAAUAUAAUGGGGCCAUCGAGGUGACCAUGAAUCAGGACGGGACAGGAUUCGCUGUGGCCAACAAAGCCUUCAGGAAGGCCACCAAGAACGACCUGGUCUACUUUGAGAACUCUCCAGACUACUGCCUGCAGGACAAAGCAGCAGGUUCCCUUGGCACGGCCGGGCGGGUCUGCAACAAGACGUCACGCGGCACCGACGGCUGUGAGGUCAUGUGCUGUGGGCGGGGAUACGACACCACGCGGGUCAAGCGAAUCACCAAGUGUGAGUGCAAGUUCAAAUGGUGCUGUGCUGUGGAAUGUAAGGACUGUGAGGAAGCUGUGGACAUACACACAUGCAAGGCGCCCAAACGAGCCGAUUGGUUGGACCAGACCUGA
Myripristis murdjan (pinecone soldierfish) is the source of this 1176-nucleotide messenger RNA. RefSeq names its product protein Wnt-2b-A. The record is from RefSeq and is a predicted model, not a curated record. Gene Ontology annotation, molecular function: cytokine activity; frizzled binding. Gene Ontology annotation, biological process: canonical Wnt signaling pathway; cell fate commitment; neuron differentiation. The transcript is spliced from 5 exons. The coding region runs from base 1 to 1176 and encodes 391 amino acids. Gene Ontology annotation, cellular component: extracellular region. Lineage: Eukaryota; Metazoa; Chordata; Actinopteri; Holocentriformes; Holocentridae.